Messenger RNA from Episyrphus balteatus (marmalade hoverfly), 895 nucleotides. RefSeq lists its product as uncharacterized. Bases 115 to 756 code for a protein of 213 amino acids. The transcript has 5 exons. The record is from RefSeq and is a predicted model, not a curated record. NCBI's taxonomy places the organism in Eukaryota, Metazoa, Arthropoda, Insecta, Diptera, Syrphidae.
AAUAAAAUUUUAGUGUGGUUUUAGAUUUUAACGGUAUAUCGUCGUGAAAAGUUCAUAGUUGUCCGGCGAGCUCAUAUUUGAUUAAACUAUAUUUCCAUAAAGUUUCCCAAUAAAAUGCAAUAUUUUUAUUUAAUAGUCGCAGCAUUAGCUUUUGUCACAUAUGUCAAUUGUGAUGCAUGCGUUCAAUGUGACUCAAAAACUGAUCCAAAAUGUGCAACAAAUCCUGAACGAUUCUUAGCAAAAGAAUGCUCAAAUUCCACUUCCAAAUGUUUCUCUAGAGUAGUUGGUGGAACAACAAUCAGAGGAUGUGCUUCUGAUUUGGACAAUAAAACUGCCACCGCUUGUUCAAAUGAAAUGGAUUGUUUGAUUUGUACAUUUAUGGAAGGAUGCAAUAGAAAUGUCUUCCCAACUCACAGAUCACAGUGCCUACAAUGCGUUGGAAAUGGAACUGGUUUCUGUGCAAGUGAUACUUUUGCAAGACCCAGAGUUUGCCCAAUUUACGAAAUUGGUGACAAAUGCUUCAUUCGCAAAUCUAAAAAUGCCAACCUUACAAACGCCUUUAUGCGAGGAUGUCUUUCAUCGGCUCACGCUGAGAAAUUAUGUCGCAAAGACGAUUGUUACACUUGUGAGGGUACUGGAUGCAAUUACAUCCCAGCGGACUCAGCAGACAUACCUUUUGCCAAUGCUGCAGCUAUCUUAAACUACUCGCUGUAUUUAAUUUUCGGCAUUUUCCUAAUUCGAUCAAAAUUAUUGUAAAAAGUUAAAUUUAAAUUAAUUUGAAGUUUUUUUUUUUUUGGUUUAAAUGUAAAUUUUGUUUUUUAAGAAUUUUUAUUUCAAUUUUGUUGUAUUUUAACAAAAAUUAACGUUAUUGUCAAAUAAAUCCAUUUUAAUUUUU